Bufo gargarizans (Asiatic toad) is the source of this 2544-nucleotide messenger RNA. RefSeq names its product NTPase KAP family P-loop domain-containing protein 1-like. Lineage: Eukaryota; Metazoa; Chordata; Amphibia; Anura; Bufonidae. The transcript is spliced from 5 exons. The coding region runs from base 1 to 2544 and encodes 847 amino acids. The record is from RefSeq and is a predicted model, not a curated record.
AUGGGGAGCGAGAACACGCCUAAACCACACACGGUCCAGGACGAAAUGUUUGGAGGUCUUAGAUCAAGAAAAUCGGUUGCUUUCCCGAUAAAUGAGAACAUUAGAGAGAUGAUCAUGGAUAAGUGGGUAGACCCAGAGAAGAGGCUGGGUGUCUCUAAAGAAUUUAGAAACGGGCUUUGUUUCGACCAGUCUGAGUGCACACUCAAGAAUAACUCAAAGUUGGAUCCUGAAAGAAUGGAAGAUGAGCCAGAUGGAUUUGGACAGAAAAAUCCAGAUACCUCAGCGGGUGAAGUCCGAUCUCGAUUGGUGGAAACUCAGAAGGAACCUUCUCCAGGGAGUUUUGAGACAAAAGAUGACAUCUACUGCUACUCACUGGCGAAGGCUUUGUAUUACGUUAGAUCUCCCGUGACAGUCGGGUUCUAUGCAUCAUGGGGAAGACGCAAAGAUUUCCUUCUUAACAAGAUUGAAUCGUACCUUUGUCUUGAAGGAUGGAAGAAGGAUCAAGAAGAAGUAGCGAGGACUGGACUGAGGACAAGAAAAACCACAGGAAAAGACCUAAUCAAACUCAUCUUUCUUAUGAUAUUUCACCAUCCAGUAAUCACAGAAACACACAAGCAGCGAACGAAUAUACGUUAUUGCUUCAUCCGCUUUAGUGCAUGGGAAUAUGCUGGCAGUGACCAUCUUUGGGCUGGGCUGGUCACUACGCUUUGUGAUGGUAUUGAAAACUGCUUUGGACUGGCACCUAUUAGCGUCUAUCGAGCAGUAGGCAAAAAAAUUAAAAUAAUAGAUGCUCCACUCAAACAGGAAUGGGUUAAUAAGAAGAUCCUAUGUAUCCCACUUUGGGUUGCCACUUUGAUGGUGAUCUUCAUUGGAAUUGCUGUGGGGGCUUUAAUCCUUAUAUUUGGCUUUCCAUUUGGUGAUCUCUCUGGAGAUUUGUUAGCUGCCGCUGAAGGUGUUGGGGCAACCGUGGUUGGCAUAUCUGCAGCAGGAGUGAUAAGAGUGGGUGUUGUGGUGAUCAGAAAUGCAGUUGUCACUCAGAAGGGUACAGUGCAACAGAAAAUGAAUAGAACAGAUAUGAGCUCCCAGUUGGGUUUCAUGAGUGAUGUGAAGAGAGAGGUUAAAAUCAUCACCCGUUACCUACAACUCAUGGAAGUCUAUCAAAGGCAAAAAAUUAGAGUCGUCCUUGAGAUCACCAACUUAGACAAAUGCAUGCCUGACAAAGUGGUUGGGGUUCUAAAUGCCAUGAAUAUCCUCCUCUCUGAUCCAAACGCCCCAUUUAUUUCCAUUUUGGCCGUGGAUCCGAGUAUUAUUGUAGAAUGUGUUGAAAGCUCUCUAGUCUUGAAAGGUAUGGCCAACAAUGGCUAUCAGUUCUUAAACCGCAUAAUAACAUUACCUUUUUGUAUCCCAAAAAUGGACUGUGACACAAAAUUAUCCUUGCUAAGAAGUAUUAUUGAAGGGAAAAUUGAGCUAAUAAGAGAUACUGAUGAAGACAAUUCCUUGGAUAUCGACAUACCAAAUGAAAAAGACCAACUUUUACGCCAACGAAAUACCUCUAACAUAAACAUUAAUAUCAAUGAUAUACCAAUGGCACUAAGAGGCUCAAAUGAGCUGGAGCUCAACAGCUGCUUUGUAGAUAAAGGACCAAAGACAAAAACUUUAAUAGAUGAAGCCCUCGGGUAUCUUUUUGAUGAGAGUAUGAGUGACUAUAUCACUGACAACUCUGUUCAUAUCAGAAGGAUGGUGAAUACUAUCACCAUAAGCAUUAGACUAAUGAUCCGCGAAGUACCAAAAAGCCAAAUACAACCUCGCAAAGUUACAGAAUGGGUGCUCCUGGCAACCCAAUGGCCAUGUCGGCUCAGCUGGAUAUUGCAGUGCGUUGAGGACGAGCAACAGAAUACUUGCCUCGCAGGAGAUGAAACCAACUCUGCGUACUCCAGAACAUUUCUUUGGGAUGUUUUUGAGAGGUCUUUAGAGGAGCUGGAUGCCAUAAAGACAAGUCUAAAACAACUACUGGAGUUAGAUGGUGAUCCAGAGAUCUUCCACCAUUUGUUAUGUGAAAACUUUACUGUAGAAGAUGCCAACUUCUUUUUGCCAUUUACUGUUAAUUUAGACCCCUCCAUUAAAAGACAAAUGGAACUUCUAAGAGGCAGUAAUAACAUGUGGGAAUCCAAAAAGAGCAACCGACUGACCAUGCUGUCUCUGCUGAACAUGAGUGUGGAUGAGGUGUGCAAAGAAAUGAACAAACUCGGUUUUCGAGAAGAGAACAUCCAAAUGUACAAGCAGAAGAUUAAAGACCACAACUUAAAUGGCAGAGCACUUGUCUACAGUGAUAAUAAUGAUAUAAAAAAUGUGAUGGGAAUGGGUCUCGGAGACUGGACAUUGUUCAGUGUGUACUUCUUGGGGGUUCUUCCCCCACCUCCUACCGCCCCUGCAACUGCCCCAGUUAUUGGCAAGCAAGAGGCACCAAAACUUGGUGCUGGAUCCAAAGAAAAUAUGUUAAAAGAGAGCAGGAUAUCUCUGUAUUUAUCAGAUGAGAACUUUUAA